Asterias rubens (European starfish) is the source of this 2322-nucleotide messenger RNA. RefSeq lists its product as uncharacterized. The transcript is spliced from 2 exons. Lineage: Eukaryota; Metazoa; Echinodermata; Asteroidea; Forcipulatida; Asteriidae. Bases 126 to 1157 code for a protein of 343 amino acids. The record is from RefSeq and is a predicted model, not a curated record.
AAUAGUGUGCCUUUUUGGACGAGCGUGGGUCUUUUUAACUCUCGCCAAAGUCCCUUCGAAUCCACACUUUUUGUAGAGUCUGUGGUCUCCUUCUGCAUCCGAUAAAGCAUAGAUUUCCUUCCUCAAUGGAUAAAGUAACGGUUAAGUGGCUGGAAGGAUGGGUAGAUUACGAGGAAGAGGUGUCAAGAACUCGCAUAAAGACACCCAACCCACUCAAGAUCGGCAUGGAGGUACAGGUUGUAUGCACGUUAAAGCAGCAGUACAAUAUUUAUUCUGCAAAGAUUCUCAAAAUCACUCGUCAUGGACGUAGUGAUAGUGAUGAUGAAAGUACUUCUCACUGCCUAACCACUGCUCAUUGCCCAACUAGAGGAGCCACUACUACUAAUACUUCGACUACUUUGAGGAACGGACACUUAAACAGUAUCCCAAACAAAAGAGUAUCAAUAAAACGUCGAAACAGCUUUGGUGAUGGAAGUCUUCCUGCACAUGGAGUUUCAUCCAAAAAAGUAAAACAUCAAAGUUCAUACAGUGACCAAGUCAAUGCUGUUCCAGACCAGGACCUUGUGAUUGACGAAGGAAUGCCUUCAUCUAGUGAAACCAGCCAGCUUCAUCCAAAACACCACAACAGUCCGAUGAACUCUAAUCAUUCAAAUCAACCAUCAAUGAUGACACAAAUGACAAAGAUCUUGACAGAGUUAAGACAGCUCUCCAAACAGGUUUCUGAUCUUCAGGCUACUGUGUCGGCGCAUUCAUGUUCGUGUUUGGGUCGACGUGACGUCCGUUCUACUAAACCUGAUCGAAUCCCAAAGUGUGUAACUAUGGGGGAUGGUCAAGUGCAGAUUGGUUCUAAAGAAACGGCUCUUCUCACACUAGAUGAAAAUGACUACUUCACUGUGUGGUAUCAAGUAAACAAUCCCAAAGAUUUCAUCGUGAAACUUUUACCAAAAGUAUUUAGCACCGAACAGCUCAAGAGAUCCAACUUUAAUGGUGGACAAGUUUAUAACGGAACGGAUCACAUCAUGAAAGACAAGCUGAAAGAUAAAGAGCCUUUCAUUGCUUUAAUGGCAGAAGCAGAGAAGGAGUUUCCAAAUAGUAUGACUUCACCAGACUUUGAAAGACAACUGAGAUACGCAGUCAAUAACAAGUGCCGAAGAUGAGGUUUAAACGCAGGCCUGGAAUUACGUACACGCAAGCCAUGGAGGCAGAGGCCUCUGCCCCCUGGUCUUGGCUUUUGUGCCCCUUCAAAAGUUUCCCAUUGACUUUCCAAUGUAAGCACCCUUUGCAUUGCAAAAUGAAACUGGCUAACCUGUGAAAUAUGCUUGCGCUUCUGCUUUAGUAAGCACGAAAAAAUAAAAUGUGCUUCCAGUUGACCAGCGCUCUGAAAUUGGCCCCUUGGUAUACUGGGAGUUCAAGAUGCAGUAAAACCCAAAAGAAAACAGGCGCAACAAAAUUGGUCCUUAAAAACCUGUGAAAUAUGCUUGCGCCGUUACGAGCAAACUUUUCUGCUAUAGUAAGCACGGAAAAUAAAAAGUGCUUCCAGUUGACAACUGCUAUGAAAUUGGCCCCUUGAUACACUGGGAGUUCAAGAUGCAGUAAAACCCAAAACGAAAGAAAACAGGCGCAACAAAAUUAGUCCUUGAAAACCUGUGACAUAAGAUAAUUUUUGAGAAGAGAUUUGAAUGUUGUGGUACAGAGCCAAGAUGAAUUGGAAGAGAGUUCCCGAUGCCUGGUGCAGCUGAAGAAAAUGACCUAAUUGUGUUUGUGUACACUUUGAUCGAGUGGUGAAGUUGUAGUGUGCGCAACAAGCUGAAGUGUGAGGAGUUUGAAUGGUGGUAAUAUUCUAUCAAUGGAAGGAUUAGUUUUGCUGAACAUUAUUGACAGAACAUUUUUGUUUACAUUGUUAUUAUUUACAAUAAUUUUAUACAAUCGCAGCAGCAACAUGUACAGUGGUCAAAACAGGUUCUUCUGGGUUUUGAAAUAGCAUACAGUACAUACAGUAAUGGUCAGACAAAUGAUAUUUUAUCUAUUUAUAACUUUAACAAACAAAAAUUGUCUUUGAACUGAGCUCUUCCAAACAUGUAGAUGAUUAAUUUGUAUUUAAAUAUUGAUAAAGUUUACAAGUUUACAUCUUUCAAUGUUGUUACUGUUUGGUUUAAAUUAUUGCAUGGUGUUUGUAGCAAUAACAUUUUGAGUAUGGUUUUGUUUUUCAGUUAAAAUUCGCAUUAACUGUUUAUAUCUUAUUUUUUCCCAAAGGGUAUUUUUGUUUAAAUAGGGUGCCACCUGGGGCCAAUUUCAUUGAGCUUAAAGGCAGUGGACACUAUU